This is a messenger RNA of Pyrgilauda ruficollis (rufous-necked snowfinch), 1680 nucleotides long. It is a transcript of the gene RSPH3, whose product is annotated as radial spoke head 3. Bases 16 to 1197 code for a protein of 393 amino acids. The transcript has 8 exons. NCBI's taxonomy places the organism in Eukaryota, Metazoa, Chordata, Aves, Passeriformes, Passeridae. The record is from RefSeq and is a predicted model, not a curated record. Gene Ontology annotation, cellular component: cilium.
AGCCGGAGCCGCAGCAUGGAGCCCACCGUGGUGCCCGUCCGAGCGACCGAGCUCACCGCGCCCGCCGACGGGCCCUACAGCUUCUCUAGCCAGCCCCGCUCCCUGCCCUCCCGCCCCAAGUACCGAGAGCAGUCCAAUGCCGCCGAGACGGAGAAGGCCCCGGUGCGCUACGGCAACAUCAUGAUCGACCCGAGGGUGGUGCGCGGAAACGUUCUGUCCUUCCGUCCUCCCCCACCGCAGAGUACCGAGUCCCAUACCCUUGAGGUUAAAAGGCAGAGGAGAGCACAGAAACAGCUACUGGCCAGAAAGUUUACACAAGAGCAAGUUCAGCCAGGAACGCCGGAGCCUGUGGAGGGCAGAGAACAUGUUUACGUGCAGACAGAACUGUAUUUGGAAGAGAUUAGUGAUCGGAUAAUAGAGGUUGAUGGAGAGUGUCAAACAGAUGAAUUUUUGGACAGACCACCCACUCCACUCUUCAUACCAGCCAAAUCAGGAAAAGAUGUGGCCACUCAAAUCAAGGAAGGAGAGCUGUUUGACUUUGAUAUUGAAGUUAAGCCAAUCCUGGAAGUGUUGGUUGGAAAAACAGUUGAGCAGGCUUUGCUGGAAGUCAUGGAAGAAGAAGAGCUGGCCCAGCUGUGGUCACAUCAGCGUGCCUUCGCAGAGCUGCGUAAUGCAGAGUUUGCUGAAUUACAGCGCUUGGAAGAGCAGGACAGGCGAAUCAGAGAGGAGAAGGAACGUCGCAGGCUGGAGCACCUGGAAAAGCUGCGGAAACAGAAAGAGACUGCAGAGAAAAUUGCAGCUCGGGCAUUCGCUCAGCGUUACCUGGCUGAUCUCAUUCCUUCAGUCUUCAACAAUCUUCAUGACAGUGGAUUUUUUUAUGACCCUAUAGAAAGAGAUAUUGAGACAGAAUUCCUUCCAUGGCUGAUGUCAGAAGUGGAAGAAACACUACAGAAGAAGGUUCUGGGAAGGACAAUGCUUGACUCUUUGAUUCGUACCGUGGUUGAAAAGCGCUUAGAUGAAUUUAGCCAUCCACCUCCAUCUGCUCAAACAAAGGCACCAGCUGAAGAGCCUGGGGCAACAGAUGCAGCUCCCAAGGUGUCUGGGGAGGCAGGUGCUGCUGACCAACCAGUUGCUGAGAAAGAGGAGACUGACCAACCUGUUGCUGAGGAAGAGCCUUCAGAUUCCACCUCUUCUUAGCUAGAAGAAUAAGGUCAAGAAGGAACAGCAGAUUUGGAAACUGAGUAACAAACAGGCAAGUCGUCAAGUUAAUGGAGACCAGUGGCUUAGAAAUAAGGACUUAAUUCCUAUCUAUUUACAGGUAUUGUGCCCUAGCCAUGCUGAAGGAUGAACCUAAGCAACAGUAGAGCAUUAAAACAUGUUUUCCCUAUGCUGGAGUUGCUGAUUUCAGGCUGAUAGAAUCAAGAGAGAAGUUACUAGUGCAAUGAAUGGCACAGAAAUUCUGUCUCCUUUUACACAAUAUAAUCCAUCAAAACCUGUGAGGUUUACAGUUGAAAAGUAAUGCUGUCCCACACCCUAUGCUAGCAGGUCACGAGAAGGAUGUUGAGAGUAUCAUAAUAAUCUUUGCAAGUGCUUUGAUAAUGUUCUUGGAACAAUAUUUCCUUACUUUCUUUAUUUUGAAAGGUAGUUACUACAGCAAUUAAAUAAAUUGCUUUUGAUUCA